Spinacia oleracea (spinach) is the source of this 5998-nucleotide messenger RNA. RefSeq names its product pentatricopeptide repeat-containing protein At1g77360, mitochondrial-like. NCBI's taxonomy places the organism in Eukaryota, Viridiplantae, Streptophyta, Magnoliopsida, Caryophyllales, Amaranthaceae. Bases 468 to 1949 code for a protein of 493 amino acids. The transcript has a single exon. The record is from RefSeq and is a predicted model, not a curated record. Gene Ontology annotation, molecular function: protein binding.
CCCAAAUUGCUUUAACACCAAAACAAUUACUCCCUCGUAUCGUCGUAUGCAGUUCGUUUGGGGAAAUAGGUCGAGCCUCAGGUGAAAUUAAAGGCUUCAAAUUCCGUUUCGCCGGGCAUAAUCAUCGGGAAAAUCCACAACUCCGGCGAUAAAUUUCAUCUUCUACACAAAAUUUCACUGAUAUUCCUAGCAAUAAACAACAACAAAUCUCAUCCCACAGCAAAGGCAGUAAGCGAUUCUACUCUUCAAUCUCCCCUAAAUUACCCAAAUUAACUGCAAAUUCCCCACCUUGUUCGAUUUUGUGCUGCAAAAUUUGCCCAUUUAAUUCAAUUUUGUUAAUGGGUAUGCUUUUAAUUUGACAAUUUUCAUGAUUUAAACCGUUGUUGAAUCAAUACUUUAGUUAAUUUGCCCUAGAAUUAUAAAGGUUUGAACUUUUGAAUCAAAGAACAAGAACAGAUUUUUGUGUCAUGGGUGAUAGUUAUAGUUUCAAUUCCUCUUCAAGAUUGGUUUUACCUUUAUCGAAACCGCAAUACCCAGAAAGCAUACAGCGUGGAAAUCAAGGGAAAAGUAGUUUCCCAACUUACCUUGAUGUUCCUUAUGUGACUCCUAGAACUAGGAUUUUGUGUGACAUUAUUUAUGGAACUCCUGUAUCGGAUAUCGAAGCUGCGUUAAAUAGUAGUGCCAUUACUCCUAGUCCUGAGCUUGUGGAGGAGGUGCUUAAGCUUUCCUAUGGCAGCCCUGAUGGUGCUGUGAGUUUCUUUCGUUGGGCGGGGUUUGCUCAUAAACCCUCGAUUUAUGCUUGGAAUUUGAUGGUUGAUUUGCUAGGGAAGAAUAAGAUGUUUGAUCAAUUGUGGGCUGCUAUUAGGUCUAUGAAGGAUGAGAAGUUGAUUUCUCUUCCCACUUUUGUAUCUAUUUUUGGGAGCUAUUGUGCUGCAGGGAAAUUUGAUGAUGCUUUGAUGACGUUUGAUGUGAUGGGGAAGUAUGGGGUUGAGCCCGAUGUAGUUGCUGUGAACUCCUUGUUGAGUGCUAUUUGUCAGGAGAAGGAUCAAACUCAAAGGGCUUACAACUUCUUUGACCAAAUUAAGGUGAAGGUUCCACCGGAUGGGGAUACCUUUGCUAUUUUGUUAGAGGGUUGGGAGAAGGAGGGGAAUGUUUCCAAAGCUAAGACCACGUUUGGGGAAAUGGUGGUUCGCGUUGGUUGGGAUGAGAAAAACAUGUCGGCUUACAAUGCUUUCUUGAUGACUCUUGUUCGUGGAUCACAAGUUGAUGAGGCUGUCAAGUUUCUCAAAGUUAUGAAGGGGAAAGGCUGUUUACCAGGUUUGAAAUUCUUUUCCAAUGCCCUUAAUAUUCUUGUAAAGCUGAAUGAUUCAACCCAUGCUGUACCUUUGUGGGAUACAAUGGUGGGGAGCGGCAUAAUGCCCAAUCUAAUCACGUUCAAUGCGAUGGUUGGCCUGCUCUGCAACAACCAUGAUGUGGACAAUGCAUUUCGCUUUCUCGAUGAGAUGCCAUUUUAUGGAGUCUUCCCUGACUCAUUAACUUAUAAUAUGAUCUUCGAAUGUCUGAUAAAGAACAAGAAGGUUCGCGAGGUGGCCAGCUUUUUUGGAGAGAUGACGAAGAAUGAAGUUCCUCCUACAAUGGCUAAUUGUGCUGCAGCUAUCGAGAUGCUGUUUGAACGGGAUGAUCCAGAGACGGGAAUUGAUAUUUGGAACUUUGUUCUUGCUAAUAGAGUCAUGCCUGUUGAUGAAUGUGCAAAUAUGCUCCUCAUAGGGCUGUGUACAAUCGGUCGUUUCUCAGAGAUGAAGAGGUCUGCGUAUGAUAUGCUGGAUCAGAGAAUUAUCAUUUACGAGUCCACAAUGCGAACAUUGCAAAAGAUCUUCUAUAAAGAGGGCCGGAGUGCUAGAGAUACUUAUGACAGCCUUGAGAGGAGGUGGAAAGCUUCUCACACUUAGUUACACCUUAUUCUUUUCCUCCCCUCUGCUGUUAUUCUUUCUAGCAGCAUUUAGAUAGUUUCUACUCCAUUUCCUACACAGUUGCAACUGUAAAUGGAAAAGCUUCUUUAAUAUAAGGUUCUUUCUUUUGUUUCAUAAUUGGGAAACAAAUUUCUUGCUUUGCUUCUCUUAUUAUCUUUUCUUUCACUUCCAUUCUAAUUUCACUCAUAGACACUGAAAGGUUAUUUACAUUAACCUUCUGCUCCUCAGUCAUGCUGUUCGUUUCAACUAUACCAUCUUGAACAUACCUUCCCUUUACCGAGGAUAGCGUCUUGAAAUCAUGUGUUAUAUGUUUGCUGUUGCCAUUCAGCUCUGCAGAUUUUGGCUUGGUUUACCAUUAUGAAGGUUAUAUAUUUUAUCAGAUCUUUCAGAACUGAUUCAUGAUCCUUGAACCUCGAGGGUGUUGGUCAUAGUUUCUUUAUCCGGAAAUUUUGUUCAACCUCUGCAUCAACCUUCAGCUCACGAACUAGCCUCCUUGGAAUAUUUUGUGAAAGAAAAAGAUUUUUUUCUGCAGGGAAAUCUUAAAGCUUUUUCCUUAUGGCUUGGAGUCUGUUGGUCAUUAUUCCAAGUCCAGAACAGCUUUGUUUGAUGCAGGAGCUAAAUUACUGAAGUUUAGAAGCCAUCAUCACCCUCCCACUGUUUGGAAUGACGGUUUCAACAGGCUAAGCUGCCCACAUUAAUUAUUUUUUGCCGAGGACUCACUUGUUAAGCAAGCACGUUUUCCAGGGAUGCUGCAUUUCCUGGACUGGAGACUUUGUUUUCUCUUCAAGUGAGGUAAGCUUACUUCAUUACAAUAUCUGAAAGUUGGUUGCAGUCCUACAAGAAGGGAGGGAGGCCAGACAGUGAGCAUGAGGGCCAUCUUGAUGCUACAUGCCGAUGAUAUAUUGCUGACAUUGAUGGAAGACCCUUUAUCUGGAAGAUGAGAAGUUUGAGAACAUCAGCGUCUUCCCUCAUUUACAGUAAAUCCUGUCAACUCUUUGUAAUUUCAUGUUCUUUACUGUUGCAAUCAAAGGAACAUGAGAUCUCUUAGGGCCUUAGGCUAAUGCCCCAUUAUACCUUCUAGUGGGUGAGCUUUUAGUUCACUGUGAUUCCAAGAUUGAUUGAAAUCCUCACACCUGCACUCUUUUGUGCUUGCUUUUUUUUCCGAAAAUAUUCUCUACGGAAGUUUUGAAUGACUUUCUGAUCUUGUGUUUCACAAGAAAUUUAAGGGGAAGGAGUAAAGGACCAUGGAGUCUAUCUAUGUUUUUUCUGUACAAGUUGUCCAUGCAUUUUUCUCUUGGUUUAUUGCUUAAUUACUUUCCCUGGGUAUUAUUAAGACUUGGCAACAUCAUUACUUCAAAGAUUUUAUGUUUGUUUUGGAUUGUUCCUUCUUUUUCUAAGGGUUGAUUGGCCCUCUGUAUGUUUUUUUUCCCAUCAGAAUGCUGAUUAUAUAUGGCAGCUUUAAUAUCUAGUCAUAAGUCUACUUCUCUUUAAGAGACUUGGUACUUCAAAUUUACCACACUUGUUGUACAGCUCUAGAUUCUUACCUUUUUCGAAUUCUAGUUCACGAGUUUAAUUUUUGUACAGGUUUAUUUUUGUGCACAUUUUCAUGCAAAGAGAUAGAAAGUAGCGCAGAAAAUGAGAAAGUGGAAGUGCAAUUUCAUUUUGAGGAAAGCCCAACAUUCCCACCCAUAGGAAAAGCUGUAUGAACCCCUAAAACAUUCAAUUCACCUGCAGCAGGGGUCAUCUCUCUUAUUCUGUGUAGAACUUCUCCGGUCUAUAUCUUUAUGUUCUGGAUUAUAGACUGUAAAUUUUUAACGCACACUUCCCUCCCAUCUAGUUUCACAAUGGUCUAGUCUCAUCAAUGAGGUUCCAUGGUGUGUUGUUUUCUGUUGAUAUUGUUUUAGUGGAUGAAUCAAUUAUGAUAAGUUAGAACUUUGGAGACAAAGGGUGGGAACUUUGUUUCAGUCAAAGUAAAACAUAAUAUUUGGAGUGUGAAUUGUGCUUGGAGGGAAGCACAGAUGCAUCAGACCCUCCACCAUCACUAUUGCUGAUGUGCAUUUCCUUACAUUUUGUAAAUGAUAAAGAGUCAUGGUUUUACUGGACUCUUUUUCUUCGCAAUUGCAUCUGUUUGACUGUAAGUCACCAUAUGCUGUUGGAGGUUGUAUGGCUAUGGGAUGUUGAACUUCAAUAGUUGUAGUUUAUAAAUUGUUAGGCAGGCUUUGAUUUUCUGGGUUCUUUCUUCCUCUUGCCUUCCCCUGUUGAUUUCCUUGUCUUUUGAGUUCCUAUGCUUGAUAACCUAACAAAUGUUGCUCUGAGGACAUUCCGAUUUGUUGUUGCAUAGAUGUUCUUUCAUUGAAUGUGGCUGGGGAUAAAGAGAAAGUGAAGUUAUAGGGUUGGUGGUGGUUUGGCAGCAUUUUAUAUGCGGUUAUAUCUCUGGAAAUUUGAAGUGUAUGGAAUUUUAGAUAGAAGAGCUGAAGCUAGGGUGAAAGGUUGCUCAAAGAGGAAGAUAUGACAUUACUCUCCAUUUUGACAACAUAAAUUUGGGUUUAAGGUAUCGACUUAAAUUACGAGGGACAAAGAUGUAUGAGAGAGGGAAAAGUUCAUGAACUGGUUGUGGCGGAAGCCAAUCAUAGUUAGCAAUUUACAUUAAAACAUUAAGAUGGCUUAUUAGUUGUCUACUUGUUAUUCAUUGUGGAGUAGAAAUGUUUCAUGUAGAAUUAAGGUCAACCGUAGCGUCUUUGUUAUUGCAGGGGUUAAACUACGUACUACCUACUACCUACCCUGCUUGGAGCUGUAUGUAUUAAUUUUGUUUUUUAUUUGUUAGACUGAUAUAUUAACCAUGUUAGUUUGUCAAUAACUGCUGUUAUUAUUGAUUUUCUGUGGAACUCGUAUCAAAAAAGUUCUCCAUGGUGAGUAUUAAACGAUUUGCUACUGCUGUUUUUGGAUGAAACUGCAUGAGACAUAAUUGAUUGUUGGGGUACCGAAAUAGCUCUUUGAUUUGAUGAUCUUCCAGGACUGGGGAGUUGCAUCUAUCCAUUUCCCCUAAUUUGGAGCAGAUUUGUUAACACCAGAGAUCUGGUGAAGAAAGCAGUUUAAGCACAAUAAUUGUUGUGGUGUUGUCUUGUUUAGCUUUUUAGCUAAAAACAGGAAUAGCAGUUUCAGUGCUUCCAGAAGUAGACCAUCGCAGCUGGUGAGAAUCCUGGUGCUGUUUGUAGGUACGUUUAUACGACAGUAGAGCUGAUCAACAUGGCCCGAAAAUUACUGGGUUUUGGGCAGAAUAUUUCGGCCCGAAAUUUUGAAAAAAAAUUGCGGGUUUUGGGCAACGUAAAACAACAAAUUUAGUUAUAAAUUGGUCUGGCCCGAAAAUCCGCUAUUUUUGGCCCGAAAUAGUGGGUGUUAGGCACACAAAAUUGGCCCGACAUAUGGACAGAAUUUUGCCCGGCCCGAACCCAGCACGACCCACUUUUUGAUCAGGUGUAUAUGACAGAGAAGACAGUAUAUGAUUUGAGAACAUACUGUCUUGUGAUUAGCACCUGUUGAUUUCUUGAUUGUGAUGGCCCUUGAUGAAUCGGAAUUGAGAUUGUCUGGUAGUUGAAGAACAGAACAAGAUUGAACUGUUUCUUCAGAUAUCUGCCAUAUUCUGCCUGUACGUUACCCUUUAUUUAGGCUUGUGAUAUUUGGCUGGUUAUUGUUUGUUGCACUUUUAAUCUGUUAUGGAUGCAUUAUGCUGGAGUUGCAUUACAACAUUAGACAGCUGCGUUUAACAUUAAAGUUCCAGCAACAGAUUUGUAUUCUGCUGCGCUACUUGUGUUCUGUUGUAUGGCUCUCUAGUUUCAGAAAGUGUGUUUCUUCAAAGGAUGUAUUUGCCUUUGCUAUUAGUAUUGGCACUUCCUACCAUUCAAAUCAGACAGUGAUGAAAAAGUAUGUUGAGCUUAUAGGAGAUGGAUUACGUAUUAUUGGAUAGCUUUCUGCCAUUUGUUUUCGAAUUUUUUUUAAUGAAAUCUGGGAAUCGAUUCAGAUUUUGAAAA